AUGCCGAGGAUUUUGCCAAACAAUGCGCGAGCCAUGCUUCGCAUGGUUCUGCGCAUUGGGCAUCGAAGGUAUACCAACGAAGAGAGAGAUCUCUUUCUCCUACUAGAGACGCACAUCAAGGACAUCCGUGAUAAAAAUAAGUCCCAGUGGAAUCGCAUCGCUCUGACAUCCAAGGCAGUGAAAGCGUACUCUGGCACCGACUUGGAGUUAGAUGCAAUAUUGGAGUUUGGUGCCAGGCUCGACGUGAAUUCAUUCAAUCUAGUAACCCCUUUACACGACCGUAUCGGUCUCUAUCUAGAUCCUGGCGCGGCUUUCAUCAACCACAGCUGUGAUUACAAUUCCGUCGUUGGGUUCGACGGCGACGAACUCUUCGUCAAAGCCAUUCGAACAAUACAGAAAGAUGAACAGAUAUUCAUCUCGUAUAUAGAUUCAACUAACCCCUGUGACAUCCGCCAGGCCGAAUUACGCGAGAGAUACUUUUUCGACUGCCGGUGUCCAAAAUGCGAACCGGGAGAAGACCCCGCAGAUCUCCUCCCUGAUCCGUCUACUAUUGAAACAGCGGAAAGAAACCCCAUAGACAUCACCGUUACUGAGAACAGUGACCCAUCCAAAACUGUAAGCCAGGUCGAAUCAGCGAUGCAAACCCUACGUCAGACUUACUCCUGGCCUCUCACCCGACAACCUCUCAUUACUCUCCGAGACGAGUUAAUUACCGCCUUACUAUCUACUGGGAAAUUCAACUCGGCUUUCAUCCAAGCUGCUAUUCGUCACACCCGCGUCGAUCCCAUCGUGUAUCCUCUCGACGCCCAUCCCCUACGCAACAUUCACGCCUGGACGCUAGCAAAACAAGCGAUCCAUUUAUCCCAAGAAAUGGAUCCGGAUCCGGUCGGCACAAUCUCACUCUAUAAAUAUGAUAUGAAUUUCAGUCUCAUCAUUUGGUCCAUUCUCAAUGAUCUCGUCAACAGGGAAUCCCAGAGUUGCACCGUUCCUAGUUUCAAGAAGAUAGUACGUUCGGCGUAUGAUGAAGUGAAUCAGGAGUUUCUGGUCAAUGGGCUGGAUCCUAAUCAUAUGCGUGAAGAAAUCAAAAAGGAGUGGGAGAAAAUGGAUCGUUUGGUGUCUUUGGCACUUGACAAGAAUUGA
Aspergillus tanneri is the source of this 1140-nucleotide messenger RNA. Its product is annotated as S-adenosylmethionine-dependent methyltransferase. Gene Ontology annotation, molecular function: protein binding. Lineage: Eukaryota; Fungi; Ascomycota; Eurotiomycetes; Eurotiales; Aspergillaceae. The coding region runs from base 1 to 1140 and encodes 379 amino acids. The record is from RefSeq and is a predicted model, not a curated record. The transcript is spliced from 2 exons. Gene Ontology annotation, cellular component: nucleus.